This is a messenger RNA of Ustilaginoidea virens, 705 nucleotides long. RefSeq lists its product as uncharacterized. The record is from RefSeq and is a predicted model, not a curated record. Bases 1 to 705 code for a protein of 234 amino acids. The transcript has a single exon. NCBI's taxonomy places the organism in Eukaryota, Fungi, Ascomycota, Sordariomycetes, Hypocreales, Clavicipitaceae.
AUGUCGGACCCCCCCCCUCUCACGCCCUUGAACCGCGUCCUCUGCCCCCGCCUCAACCUCUUCCCCCCCAACACGCCGCCCAACCUCUACGCCGACACCGUCGCCUACUUCACCUCGAUCCCCUGGUGCGCCGAGCUGCUCCUCCGCCCCGACGUCGACAGCCCCGACGACGACAGCCCGGGCCCCGCCGCGCCCGCCGCGAUCCCCUUCAUCCCGCAGUGCGUCAAUCCCGCGUCCCCCCAGCACGACCAGUUCGUCGGGGCGACGCUGGCCUCCCACCCGCGCGGGCUGGAGCACAUGCUCUGCUUCUUCCGGCCGCGCGACGCGGCCCACGCGCGGGACGCCCUCCGCCCCGUGGACCGGGUGGACGCGCUGUUCGCCCUGGGCGACGGCCUGACGGGGUACCGGGGCCUCCUGCACGGCGGCAUGGCCGCGACCCUGGUGGACGAGGCCAUGGGCACCGUCAACGAGAUCAACACGGCGCUGGGGAAGCGCGGCCUCGUCCACGAGCGGAGCAGCGUCACGGCCCGGCUGGAGAUGGAGUUCCGCCGGCCGGUCCGCCUGCCGGCCGUGGUGCGCGUCACGUCGUGGACCGAGGGCAUCGACGGGAGGAAGACGCGCGUGAGGUGCGAGCUGAGGGAUGGUCAGGGGGUCGUGCUGGCCACGGCGGCGAGCGUGUGGGUGGCCCUGAGGCCGAGUCUCUGA